This is a messenger RNA of Parascedosporium putredinis, 1791 nucleotides long. The record is from the annotation of a GenBank genome assembly. NCBI's taxonomy places the organism in Eukaryota, Fungi, Ascomycota, Sordariomycetes, Microascales, Microascaceae.
AUGUCCACACGUCACCUUUUCAAGUCAUCGGACGGCCUGGUCGUCAAGUCCCUCCGCGGCCUCGUGGCCUACAAUUCCGCUUUAUGUCUGGAUGAAACGAACAGAGUCAUCUUCGACACGGCACACGACAGCAGCCAGGUUAGUCUAAUCAGCGGCGGUGGCUCCGGCCAUGAACCUGCCUGGUCGGGCUACGUGGGGAGUAACAUGCUUGCAGCUUCAGUUUCUGGAGAUAUCUUUGCCAGCCCCCGGACGAAACAGGUCCUUUCAGCCAUAGAGAGGGUCCCCUCGGGAAAAGGCGUCAUCAUCGUUGUGGGGAACUAUACAGGAGACUGCCUGCACUUUGGCCUUGCUAGGGAAAUGGCCCUUUCUAAUGGCGUCGAAUGUCGGCUGAUCAUCUGCGGCGAUGACGUCUCUGUGGGAACUAAUAAGGGAGGCCUCGUUGGUCGCAGGGGACUAGCAGGCCAGAUUGGCGUGUUGAAGCUCAUGGGUGGCGCUUCUGGCACUGGCGGGUCCCUCGACGACGUGUACGACUUGGGUCUGGCACUCGCAAAGCAGACAGUGUCUAUUGCGGCUACUCUCGAUCAUUGCCACGUUCCAGGAAGACAGGGCGAACAUACCACAGUACCUGAUAAUGGCAUCGAGAUCGGGACCGGGCCUCAUAACGAACCAGGCUAUAAGAAACUUGAUACGAUGCCAGCUGCUGAAGAAGUCAUCCGCCAGUUACUCGCUUACUGCCUUGACGCGAGCGACCCAGCACGUAGCUACGUGCGUUUCGAGCCUGGGGAUGAGACUCUUCUACUUAUCAGCAAUUUUGGAGGCAUGUCCUAUCUCGAGAUGGGCGCGCUGACUGAUGAGGUCCUCUGUCAGCUCGAAGCUAGCUACAAUAUGGUACCCUCGAGGAUAUAUUCCGGCCCUAUCGAAACAUCCCUCAAUGCGCCUGCAUUCUCCCUAUCUCUAAUCAAUAUGACCGCGGCAGCCAAGACUUGUGCCUACAGCGUACACCAGAUGAAGGAGUUUGCGGACGUCAAGACGGACACCCACUGGGAAUCCAUGGCAGGCAAUCAAAGAGCUCAUCGCAGGUCCCGGAAUCAGCAGUUCAUCAAUUCGAAACAAGAGAUAACGCAGAGGCUACCUACACCGCUCGAUAGCUUGACAGUUGACCCGGACCUGUUGGAAAAGAUGUUGCGAUGUGUUUGUGAUGCCGUGAUCUCAGCCGAACCAGAUCUCACCCGAUGGGACACCGCGAUGGGCGACGGAGAUUGUGGCGAAACUGUCAAAACGGGUGCUACCUUCUUACUUAACGCCUUGAAUAACAACCUCGCUUCGUCUGGUUCCAUUGGCCAAGUCUUGAGAACAAUUGGAGACUUGGUCGAAAGUCAGAUGGGCGGAACUUUAGGUGGAAUCCUGGGGAUACUCUUCGUCUCACUCCAGGCCGCUAUGACGAACAAUUUCACCAACACGAAGGAUUUAGCGUCGUUACCACUACUUUGGGGCACAGCUUUAGCCGAGGCUGUGGAGAACCUUGGGCGAUAUACCUUGGCUAAGGUCGGGGACCGGACGGUGAUGGAUACACUUAUCCCAUUUUCGCAGGCUUUACGUGGUGGGGAUUUCGACGCAGCAGUGGAGGCAGCGAUACAAGGUGCCGAAGCGACGAAAAGGAUGGCGCCGAAACUGGGAAGAGCGACGUAUAUUGGAGGUCUGAGCAACGAGACUGAACUCCCGCCGGAUCCAGGCGCUUGGGCAGCCAUGGAGGCAAUCAAGGGUUUACAGAGGGGUAUGAACGUAUCUUGA